AUGCUCACCAAUACGUCAACUAGAACUAAUCAAGCAAACACACCAAGUCGAAUGAAAUGGGUCUUUCUUGUGCUAUGUUUCGCAUUUCUUGGUAUUUCGUUUGUAUUCUAUUCUACGAAAGAUUUUAAUUGGAAUACAUUACAUUCCUAUGUAACCAAUCGAGUAGCAUCUGCAUCUCACACAAAACCUUUUAACGCAAAUGUAACAUUAAAAUCUGCUACAACUAAUUUGCCUGGAAAACGUGGACCGCGUCGUUUUGCAGUCUUUGCCUGUUCCAUACAUGCGAUAGUGCAAGCGUAUUCAUUCUACACACCAAUAACUGCUUCGAGUUGGACUCGCAUUGGAUACGAAAGUAUAGUCAUAUUUGUCGGUGAUUUUACAAUGCCGAAUAUUCUUACAGCUCGAUUAAACUUAUCACGUGCGUAUUUAAAGAAGGUUGGUGCAUAUAUUAUCGAUGUGCAAUGUAAUGCUUCAUAUGCCAUCAAAUUAUCACAAUUAGUUCGAGUUUUUUCGGGAUUUUUACCUGACUCGAUCGUAAACGACAAUGAUGAUAUUCUAACAAGUGAUAGCGAUCUGAUGCCAUUACAGCCAGAUCCUUACCGUCCGACUAAUGGAACGGAUGGAUUUAUUUUCAAUGCAUUCUGUUGUGGUACAUUUCAACGACGGGGAAAGACAUACCGAAUGUUUCCAAUGGGCCAUAUAUACAUGAAGAAGAAAAGUUGGCGUGCGAUGGUGCUGGAGUCCACACUGCGUGCUGAACUUCUUGCUAAUCAGACGAAUACACAAAUCCGAGAUUUAUUGAGUGAAAACAUGUCAUUAUCCUUUGAAACCAUAAGUCUCUACGCUCGACGUGAAUUCCAGAGCGUUUAUGAUAUGAAUAUGGCCAAAGGUGAUGCAGCUUGGUUUAUGGAUCAAAUUCUAUGUUCAAUGCUAUUAGGUGAUUAUCGUCAGAAACAUUCAGACUUCAAAAUAAUUGAGCGUGGUCGUGGUGGGCGACUCGAUCGAGCCUUCGAUAUUAGCUAUUGGAAUCGUCCUUCGUUCAAAGAAUUUGGCGAUGCACAUCUCAUCCAUGAUACUAUUCUUCAAAGUCGUAAUUGGAAGGUUUUCAAUCGACUUCUGGAAACUCUGUUCAAUGAAACUCUUGUGAAUUUAUUUAAUGAUUAUCAUCGACAAUUUAUGAUCGCCGAGAGAAUAAUUUUGAAACAGAAAAGAUCAAUGUUAUUUAGUUUUUUUAUAUAA
Adineta ricciae is the source of this 1239-nucleotide messenger RNA. NCBI's taxonomy places the organism in Eukaryota, Metazoa, Rotifera, Eurotatoria, Adinetida, Adinetidae. The record is from the annotation of a GenBank genome assembly.